AUGGAUUUGGCUUUGAGUUUAGGGGAAACACCUAAGCCAUUCACAUUUCUUGACAAAUCACAGAAGAUUGCUGGGAAUGAUAUACGGUUCUGCAUGGCCUUGGGCGAGACAAGUGCUGAAGCUAGAACCAGAGGCAAAGUCUCAUCAGAUUCAGAUCUACCGAUUCAGCUUGAUCUUAUGCCCUUCUCUCCUGUUCCUAGGAGUCAAACUUCCUUCGAUAAGCUUCAUUUUCCAUGGCUGAAUGAAAAUUUGGCUGUUGAACCGGGGAACGUAAACCGGAGGAUUCGAGGGGUGGAGGAGGCUGAGGAAGCCAUGGGGAUUUCAUCUCCAAAUAGUACAGUCUCAUCAUUUCAGAUGGACUUUUCAGUCUACAGAAAUGGAAGGGGAAAAAGAGAUUUUGAAACAGUAACACUUGAAGUUGAUGCAGAUAGAGGGGCUUCUUCAAGGGCAAGUGACGAUGAAGAAAAUAGUAUGGCCAGGAAAAAACUUAGACUCACUAAAGAACAGUCUGCUUUUCUUGAAGAAAGCUUCAAAGAACAAAGCACUCUCAACCCUAAACAGAAGCUUGCUCUAGCAAAGCAGCUGAAUCUUCGUCCUCGCCAAGUAGAAGUGUGGUUCCAGAACAGAAGAGCUAGGACCAAGUUGAAGCAGACUGAGGUAGAUUGUGAGUAUUUGAAGAGCUGCUGUGAGACGUUAACAGAAGAAAAUAGGAGGCUACAAAAGGAGCUUCAAGAAUUAAGAACCCUAAAAGCCUCUCAGCCUUUCUACAUGCAGCUCCCUGCAACAACCCUCUCAAUGUGUCCCUCUUGUGAACGAGUAUCCACCACCACCACCUCCGCCGCUGCCGCCUCUCCUUCCACCGCUAUUGCCUCUGCCGGCGGCAUGACUUCAUCUAGUAUGGGACUAUCUCUUGCUAACCCUAAAUUAUUUUCAUUUUCACCGGCCCAAAUCCAUGCUCAACAAGCUGCUUCUUAG
Messenger RNA from Fraxinus pennsylvanica, 975 nucleotides. Lineage: Eukaryota; Viridiplantae; Streptophyta; Magnoliopsida; Lamiales; Oleaceae. The record is from the annotation of a GenBank genome assembly.